AUAAUGUUAUUCAAGCCAAAUAGUGUGUUUUUAAUGUCCUUUGCGGUUGCUUUUCUAUGUCUUCCGGUACAUAUUGAAUCAUCUAAUAAGUGUCUUAAAACAAAUAAUUACUUUUCAAUUCAUCCUUCAAACAAUGGAUUUGGCAUUGGUCUUCAAGUUACAAAUAGAUCAACGCAUCAAGUGAUGACACGAAUAUUUUCAAUAUUUUUAAAGGAAGUGCUUAACUAUAAGGAUGUGAAAAUUAUUCCAUUAAUAUUUGAAAAUUCAUCGGACCCUGGAAAUGCUUUGCGAACCCUAAAAUAUGUCAAAUACUAUAAGGGACACCAUCAGAUUUCAAUGAUCAAUUUGGAAGUGUGGACACCAUACACAGUGCAUAAGGAGCCACAACCAAAUAUAUAUAGUGCCGGUGCGUCUAUAGCUCCCGGUCGGUUCAGUUGGUUUGUACCAAGGUCACAAAUUACGACGGAUACAAAGGACUGUAGCUUGCAUUAUGAAGUCUUUAGGGAUACUAAUAAUGUAUAUUAUUCACUCUACUUGAUGGAAAAUAAUAUUAUAUCAAUAUUAUCAAACAGAAGUGUUGAAGAAUAUAUAAAUCCAAAGUGUGCCAAUAUCAAAUGUGCUACGCUAAUAGCGGAAUGGCGCGAUGAUUCGUACUUUAUUACAGAGGAGUUAAAUGACAGCUAUCUAAAUGUAGUUUGGUUAGGACAUCAAUUUAGAGAUACUAUACAAGAAUUGGAUGCAAUAUAUAAGUCUAGUUACACCCGCGGGCAAAAAAGAUUUGUACUUCUUCAUUGGAUUCCUUCUGAUAUAAUUGAUGCUGACAUUAAAUUUACUCAAAUAUCAUUGCCCAGAUGUGAGGACCAUGAAUACUUGAAAAGUUCAAAUUGCCGAUACGAGUUAACUCCGAUCUUAAAAUAUUAUCCCGGAAGUUUAGUUUAUGAUAAACGAAUGAUGUAUGCUCUUCGAAAAUUUUAUAUAAAUGAUAAAGACUUUGAGAAUAUUCAGAAUGAGCUUAGUGUACAAAGAGCCUAUACAAAAGAUUCUGAAGAAUUAUUUAACAAUGUCGCGUGUAAUUGGCUGCUCCAGAAUUUUAAGACAUACAGUCAAUGGGUUCUACCAAAGACGGUGAAAACAUUAUCGAUUGGUGGUAUAUUCCCACUCCAUAUAACAGAUCGGGGACAUGCCAAUAUUAUUGAGGCAUCGCAAAGAGCUGUCGAUGUAAUCAAUGAGAAUAAAACAAUACUACCAAACUAUAAUUUAGAGCUACUAAUAAAAGACGGUCAAUGCAAGUCGGAUAUGGUUUUGAAGUCAUUUAUACAUUAUUUCAAUGAGCCAAAUUUAUUGGGUGUUCUGGGCCCUGCAUGCAGUGAAACUGUUGAACCGAUAGCAGGUAUUUCGAAGCAUUUGAAUAUGAUGGUUAUAUCAUAUUCCGCUGAGGGCGACUCUUUUGUUGACCGCGAUGCAUAUCCAUACUUUUUUCGAACGAUUGGAUCAAACAGCGAGUAUGUGGAUGCUUACAUCAAAAUUAUGCAGCGACUUGGUUGGACUCGAGUCUCAACAUUGACAGAGGACACCCAGCAAUAUACAGGCUAUUUGUCGCGCAUGGAGAACAAAUUGAGACUAUAUAACUUCACCUUGGCGUUCAGUCGAAAGGUUCCGCAUGAUGUGACUGCUACGGAAAUGAGAGAGCAUCUGGUCAAAUUAAAGGAAGCUUACUCUAGAAUUAUUAUUGCGGAGCUGCAAAGCGACACUGCGGCAAUUACCAUAUGUGAAGCCAUAAAGCUGGGCAUGACACAAACUGAGAACUAUGUUUGGUUCUUACCAUCUUGGCUGUCAAAAGACUUUAAAAUGUGGGGUAUUAAAGUCAAUAAUAAAUGUUCCACUGAGCAGUUUCGAAACGCAAUCGAAGGGCACUUAAGUAUAAGACACACCCCAUUUGGCGAACUAAAUGCAGAAAUGCAAGAGGGAAUAACUAUAAAUUCAUGGUUGACUUCUUAUAAAAAUAUGUAUCCAACAUUCUCAAGCUAUGUAGGGUUUGUUUACGAUGCAGUGUGGACCUAUGCACUUGCUGCACAUAAAUUGCUGGAGAACAACACUUAUGCUUUCAAUGAGUUAAGAUCAAUAGAAGUUACAACGCAACUGUCCAAAUUAAUUAGCGAAACAGAUUUUAAUGGCUUGUCUGGGAAUGUGAGAUUUGGAACAGGCGAGUUUGGCGGCUCACGUAUAAUCGAUCUGGAUAUUUUGCAAUGGACGAACUCGACUCAUGAAAGAAUUGGUUUAUUCAAGCCUAUUAUUGAGGGAGAAACAGCAAAUAUGCAUAUCACCGGAGGGAAACUUGUUUUUUACACAGAAAAAGCAUUUCAUGGGCAGGUGCCCGAAGAUGGACGAUAUGACUGUAGCUUUUCAGCUUUAGCCCGAUGUUUGGAUAUCACCUGUGAUAUUGCUUCCAUGAUAUUCAUAAUUUUUCAAUGCUUGAUAGUAAUUGUGCUGAUGUCACUAAUCUCUUGUUAUUUUUGGAAAAAACGUUUCGAUCGAAAAGUUAGACGAUCUGCCCAAAUAAUGAAAAUGUUUGGCAUUGACCUGAUCUCACCAUCAAGAAACAAAGUGAAUACAUUAGACAAAUGGGAAGUACAAAAGGAUAACGUUGUGAUCAAUAGACGGUUAGGAGAAGGUGCUUUUGGCACGGUCUAUGGUGGUGAAGCGCGAUUGGACUCCGACGAAUGGACUGCAGUGGCUGUCAAAACUCUGAAGGCUGGACAAUCUACAGAGGACAGAUUAGAUUUCUUGGCAGAAGCAGAAGCGAUGAAAAAGUUUAAUCAUAAGAAUAUUAUUAAACUUUUAGGUGUUUGUUUGCAAACGGAACCAAUUUACACAAUAAUGGAAUUCAUGCUUUAUGGCGAUUUGAAAACAUACCUUUUGGCUAGAAGAAACAUGGUAAAUGAGAAACAAACUGAUGAAUCUGAUAUAUCAUCAAAGCGUUUGACUAUGUAUGCCAUGGACGUUGCAAGUGGAUUGGCAUAUCUUGCAGAGCAAAAAUAUGUUCAUCGUGAUAUAGCAUGUAGAAAUUGUCUAGUGAACUCUCAGCGUGUCGUUAAAAUUGGAGACUUUGGUAUGGCCCGACCCACAUUUGAAAGUGAUUAUUAUUGCUUCAACAGAAAAGGUGUAAGAAAACUUUUCCCAGUCCGCUGGAUGCCUCCUGAAACACUUUCAUUGGGACUAUUCACGCCAGGUUCUGAUAUAUGGUCAUUUGGAGUUGUACUUUUUGAAAUAAUAACAUUUGGAUCAUACCCCUAUCAAGGUCUAACAAAUAACCAAGUUCUCGAUUUUGUAAAAGCUGGUAAUACACUACAAAUACCAAGCGGUGUCAAGCCACAACUAGAGGGCCUUUUAAAGUCCUGUUGGAGUCAGGAGGUGAGCAAACGUCCAACGGCGCUGGAAAUAAUAGAAUAUAUUUCAAACUAUCCACGAUUGCUCACACCAUCGAUAGAUUUUUCCGGAACGGCAGUUCAACUGUCGGAGUCGGAAUGCGAUGAAGUCGAGCUUCUGCCAACUUGUCACAAACCUUUUUCGUCGAAAAACGAGUCCGACUUGGAUCUUUUGCCACAUCAACAACCAUGUUCUGAUAAUAUUCACAAAAAUAGCAUUGAGAAUGAAUUUCCGAAAUCCGGGGAUAAUGAUGGUUCUGGUACCCCAUGUAAUGAUAUUUCCUUUUCCCAAACGACGCCAGAUGGUUAUAGCAUAAUGGCUCCACUUUUGAAGCAUCAACUGGAUGACAAUUCAAACGGUAAAAAAUCAUAAACUAAUAAUAUCCAUUAAGUAAAACUUGGGAUCUAUGAGUUAAAGCUAAUGGACUUAAAUUAUAAUUUAAAAAAGCAACGAUGACAAUUUUCUUAAAAGUACUGAUGAAUGUUGUAAUAAUAAUGAAAUGCAGGGAUAAUUAUAUUUUCAGAU
Messenger RNA from Drosophila navojoa, 3951 nucleotides. RefSeq lists its product as uncharacterized. Gene Ontology annotation, molecular function: ATP binding; transmembrane receptor protein tyrosine kinase activity. Gene Ontology annotation, cellular component: plasma membrane; signaling receptor complex. Gene Ontology annotation, biological process: multicellular organism development; cell surface receptor protein tyrosine kinase signaling pathway; protein phosphorylation. Lineage: Eukaryota; Metazoa; Arthropoda; Insecta; Diptera; Drosophilidae. The record is from RefSeq and is a predicted model, not a curated record.